This is a messenger RNA of Caenorhabditis remanei, 900 nucleotides long. RefSeq lists its product as uncharacterized. Bases 1 to 900 code for a protein of 299 amino acids. The transcript is spliced from 9 exons. The record is from RefSeq and is a predicted model, not a curated record. Lineage: Eukaryota; Metazoa; Nematoda; Chromadorea; Rhabditida; Rhabditidae.
AUGAAGCUCACCUUACUGCUAUUAGCAGUAGUUGUGGCCUACGUCGUAGCUCAAGAUGGACUAUUCGGCGGUAGCGAUGCUGGCACUGGUCUAGGCGGACAAGGCGGAUGGGGAGGCGGAGCUGAAGCUGGAGCUGGAGCAUCUGGAGGCGGAGCUUCUGGAGGCGGUAGAGGCGGCGGUGGUCGAGGAGGAGGUCGAGGAGGCGGUGGCGGUGCAUCUGGAGGAGCGUCAGGCGGCUGGGGAGGAGAUGGAGGAAACAGUGGAGGAGGAGGCGGAGCCUCCGGUGGAUGGGGCGGAGAUUCUGGAGCGUCCCAAGGUGGAUGGGGUGGACAAGGAGGAAACGGCGGAUCUCAAAACGGUGGUGGCUGGGGAGGAUCAGGAUCCCAAGGCGGUCAAAACGGUGGUAGUGGCGGUCGAGGCGGUGGCGGACAGUCCGGUGGCGGUCAAGGCGGCUGGGGAGGACAACAAGACGGUGGAUCGUCUCAAGGUGGUCAAGGACAAGGCGGAUGGGGUGGACAAGGAGGAAACGGAGGAUCUGGAAAUGGUGGUGGACGUGGAGGAGGAUCUCAAGGAGGAUGGGGAGGACAACAAAGUGGAAAUGGUGGUGGAAAUGGUCAAGGAGGAUGGGGAGGAAACCAAGGUGGACAACAAGGAGGAAACGGUGGAGGACAAGGAGGAUGGGGAGGAUCCGGAUCCCAGGGUGGAGGACGUGGAGGACAAGGAGGACCACAAGGACCUGGAGGUGGUUGGGGAGGACCACAGGGUGGAAGAGGAGGAGGCGGAGGAUGGGGAGGUCGUGGUGGAUGGGGAGGAUGGGGAGGAAGAGGUGACGGAUGGGGACGAGGAAACCGUUGGGGAUGGGGACGCCCAUCAUGGGGUGGAUGGGGAAGAGGAUGGUAG